Triticum dicoccoides is the source of this 1606-nucleotide messenger RNA. Its product is annotated as serpin-Z2B. Bases 289 to 1485 code for a protein of 398 amino acids. Gene Ontology annotation, molecular function: serine-type endopeptidase inhibitor activity. Lineage: Eukaryota; Viridiplantae; Streptophyta; Magnoliopsida; Poales; Poaceae. The transcript has 2 exons. The record is from RefSeq and is a predicted model, not a curated record.
ACAAAACUCAGACGUACGGGAAUAACAAACCACAAGCACCAGCUAACUCGAGAUAGGAUAAGUUCAGGUUUCUUACAUAUAUACGAAAUGACACGACGAUGAAUAAUUAAACAAGAGACAACAAACCACUUAUCUUGCUUUAUGGCGCAGAUGCUUCGAACCUGCUUUGCAUAUCUUGGGCUUGUUGCUCCCGUUAAAUAGCCACAAAUCAGCCAUGAAAACAACACUUCCCAGUCAUCCGAUUUCCUCUCAACUCUAACAAAAGCCCAGCGAACCUCCACCCCAGCCAUGGCAACCACCCUCGCCACUGACGUUCGCCUCUCCAUUGCGCACCAAACCCGCUUUGCCUUCCGCCUCGCCUCCGCUAUCUCAUCCAACCCCGAGUCUACUAUCAACAAUGCCGCAUUCUCUCCGGUCUCCCUCCAUGUCGCGCUUAGCCUCAUCACCGCUGGCGCGGGGGGCGCCACCCGCAACCAACUCGCCACGACACUGGGAGAAGGCGAGGUUGAGGGACUCCACGCGCUUGCUGAGCAGGUGGUGCAGUUCGUGCUCGCCGACGCGUCCAGUGUCGGUGGUCCGCGCGUCGCCUUCGCCAACGGCGUUUUCGUGGACGCGUCGCUGCAGCUCAAGCCAUCCUUCCAGGAGCUCGCAGUGUGCAAGUACAAGGCCGAGGCCCAGUCCGUGGACUUCCAAACUAAGGCCGCAGAAGUUACUGCUCAAGUGAACUCAUGGGUAGAGAAAGUCACAACCGGUCUCAUCAAAGAUAUUCUCCCCGCAGGAUCUAUUGACAAUAACACUAGACUUGUUCUUGGCAAUGCCCUUUAUUUCAAAGGAGCUUGGACAGAUCAAUUUGAUCCACGUGGAACAGAAAUCGACUACUUCUACCUUCUUGAUGGGAGCUCAAUUCAAACACCAUUCAUGUACAGCUCAGAAAAACAAUACAUUUCUUCUUCUGAUGGCUUGAAGGUACUGAAGCUUCCUUACAAGCAAGGUGGGGACAAGAGGCAGUUCUCCAUGUACAUCCUUCUUCCAGAAGCACGAAGUGGUAUCUGGAGCUUGGCAGAAAAGUUGAGUGCCGAACCAGAGUUCCUGGAGCAGCAUAUCCCAAGGCAGAAGGUUGCACUCAGGCAAUUCAAGCUCCCCAAGUUCAAGAUAUCAUUUGGAAUUGAGGCAUCUGAUUUGCUCAAAGGUUUGGGUCUGCAACUGCCAUUCGGUGCUGAAGCAGAUCUUUCAGAAAUGGUGGAUUCCCCAAUGGCACAGAACCUCUACAUCUCAUCCAUUUUCCACAAAGCAUUUGUCGAAGUGAACGAAACAGGAACCGAGGCUGCAGCAACAACUAUUGCUAAAGCAGUCCUGCGACAAGCACGACCGCCCUCGGUCUUGGAUUUCAUCGCGGAUCAUCCUUUCCUCUUCCUUAUCCGGGAAGACACUUCCGGUGUGGUUCUAUUCAUCGGUCAUGUGGUCAAUCCCCUCCUAUCAUCAUAAUGUGCUUGCUCUGAAGUGUCUUGUCAUUUGCCUCAGCUGUUACAUGUAAGGGGAGGGUUUGGACAAUCAAGCAUGCUGCCCAUGCAAUAAAUCCAAUAAAAUGUUCUAUGCUUUUGAUGAA